UAUACACAAUGAUUGGAACAAUUGGAUGCAUGGUGGCUUACAGGGCAUGCCAAUGUGAACAUUGUAUGUUUUGGGGCUCCAGAGGGCGCCCCAACCUGUGCCGGGAGCACGGUGGCGGUUUCUGGAGGCGAAGGAACUGUUGGAAGAAAACGACGCCAGUCUUGUGGCCUUGUGGCCCGACAUUUGUUUCGAGCGCGGUUGGCGGACAGAGUCCGAGACAAACGUGGAGGCGAGGAAGCAAUUCAUCAAGGACCUCCCUUUUCUCGAUAUUGUGCAGAGGCAGGGAGAGACCAUCGCUUUGGCGCGCUGGCUCUCAUAUCCGAAAGGUGAGAAACAACGACGUAAAGGUUGGUCUGAGACACUUUUGUUGUUGUUGCACUGGGGCUUGACCACGGGCGCUGUUUCGAAGGCGUGGCAAGUUUGGAAGACCACAAAGGUGAAGGAGGCGAAGGCGCAACAAGACGUCGAACCGCCUCUGGGGGGCGAGGGGGACUCCGAGAAAACGGCGGCUUGCCCGAUCAAGACUUCUUCGGAAAAUAUGGGUGCCAUCUACAAGCGGUGUAAAAAUCAAUAGGCUGGUGGGAUUGCACGUAUGUUUGGAGCUGGCCGCGAGCCCCGAUUUGAAAGAGGCAAGCCGGAUAAUCGGCAUCGUGUCGGAGCCGUUGAGCACCCAGCAUGGCCACUGGAUGCAGGAUCUGAGAACUAAGGCUGGUAGCCGUAAGUUUUUUCUAGAUGCCGCCACGUGGGGCCACGUGGGUGAGCUUCACGCGUUGAUCGAUUGUCUCUUCUGUCCAGAGAAGCUCGAGUGGAUGGGGCUCGACAUGCAUCCCCCGAGCAAGCUCCCUGGAGCCACAGUGCCAGAAGAACGCAUCCUCUCCCAGGACAUCGCAGCCAACGAGAUCUGGACGCUCACCUUUGGCAUGCUGAGAGCUCGCGCAACUACCCAAACUUACUAUGCAACUGCUUACCCAUUGAUUUUGGCACGGUCUCUUUGGGAUGACCCCAUCAAGAUCAACGCGUUCUUGUCGCAAACAAAGACUGUAUGUGAAAUGUUCAAGAAGGCCGAAUCACACCCAAACGCGUUCGUGCAGCAGCUUGUGCGCCGGAGCCAGAUGAUGGAACCCAUUAUGAGGGUGACUUCUGUGAUUCUGCUGCACGGCAACUUCGGACAGUAUGCUGUGGAUUCGUUAGUGGCGUAUUGGAAACAGGCAUUCGAGGGCAUAGCCGCGUCUAAGCCAAUGGAAGACAACAACAGGGCUGCUAGAUCAGAGGAAACCCGAGCUCAAGAAUCGAAAAUGAUGACUCGGGUUCGGAGGUCCUUGGUGCCAGUCAAAUCGGAUAUCGGUGCAACGUGGGAUCGACCUGUCCCGUCGUCCACACAAGCAUCUUUGCCAACUCCGGAGAAGCUCCGAGAGGAUUUAUAGAAAACGCCUGCGGCGAAACACUGCCGCCCUCUGCCGCGUGCA
Molecule: messenger RNA, 1466 nt
Organism: Prorocentrum cordatum
Lineage: Eukaryota; Dinophyceae; Prorocentrales; Prorocentraceae
Source: the annotation of a GenBank genome assembly